Messenger RNA from Pipistrellus nathusii (Nathusius's pipistrelle), 4725 nucleotides. Lineage: Eukaryota; Metazoa; Chordata; Mammalia; Chiroptera; Vespertilionidae. The record is from the annotation of a GenBank genome assembly.
AUGUCUGUAGCUAUCAGGAAGAGAAGCUGGGAAGAACAUGUGACCCAAUGGAUGGGACAGUCUUUCAGUUCUGAUGAUCAUAACACAGCAUGUCAUCAUGGACUCGUAGCUGACAGCCUGCAGGCAAGCAUGGAAAAAGAUGCAACUCUAAAUGCGGACCACAAGGAGAAGUGUGUCUCCCUACCGGAUUGCUGCCAUGCAUCAGAGCUGAGAGAUUUUCCUGGGAGGCCAAUGGGUCACAUUUCAAAGGAGGUGGAUGAAAGUGACAGCCAGGAAGGUGAAGAUCAGUUUCUGUCUCUGGAAGCCAGCACGGAAACCCUAGUGCAUGUUUCUGAUGAGGAUACCGAUUCUGAUCCAUGUUUUACAGAGGAUAAACAGAUCCUAACGUCCCACGGGCACGAAACCUCAGACCAGCACAGCGUCCAAGGAGCGGGCUCCUUAGUCCAGACGCUGCCUACCACGGAAAGAAACCAAGAUUCUUACAACUCCUGGGGAGUGGCUGGCAGAGCUGAAUUGGCCCUCGUGGAAGCAAGUGGGGCGAGGAAAGUGAUUGACAUUAUAAGUAAAAGCCUGGAGCUUUGUAAGGAUAUAAGCUUAAGUGAAAUAAAAGAUGCGUCCCAAACACAUGGAUGUGAGUCAUUGAAUGUGAAGGACAUCGUGCCUGAGAAGCAAUUGUUUAAUUCUGCUGUGAUUGCUCAGCAACGAAGGAAACCUGACUUCCCCAAGGAGGAGCAUGAAAGAAACACCUGCUGUGCGGUGCAAGAUGAGUUUUCCACUGGACCCUGCGCAGACAGAGGACUGCUGUUAUCAAAAGCAGAUACUGAGGGCUGCCUUCUGCAGCCUCCUUCCUGCCCUGGUGGAAUGUCCGCAGAAAAUGGUCUGCAGAAGGGUGGCUUCUCAGAACAUCAAAACAAACAUCUUCCAAAGGUCAGCUCGGGAGAUGGCAUGCGGUGUUUACACUCCAAGGAACCUCUGACCACCCAGGAACCCACAGAGAAUCAAGUCAGACUUCGAAAGAGAAGGGAAAGGAAAGAAGACCAAGAUAGGGCGCGGCUGGAUUCCAUGGUGCUGCUCAUUAUGAAACUGGACCAGCUUGACCAGGACAUUGAGAAUGCUCUCAGCGCCAGCUCCUCUACAUCCAGUACACCCACCAACCUGCGGCGGCACGUUCCUGACCUGGAGUCGGGAUCUGAGAGUGGAGCAGAUACCAUUUCAGUAAAUCAGACACCAACACAUUUGUCUUCUAACACCGAGUCCACUGACCUGCCAUCUGCCACCCCAGUGACCAAUUCUGGAACCAAGCCCAAGUCUUCCACGGCUCUCCCUGGUAUUUCAGAGAAGGAAAUGGCUGAAAUUGAAGCCAAAGAAGCUUGUGAUUGGCUACGGGCAACGGGUUUCCCCCAGUAUGCACAGCUUUAUGAAGAUCUCCUGUUCCCUAUCGAUAUUUCCUUGGUCAAGAGAGAGCAUGACUUUUUGGACAGAGACGCCAUCGAGGCUCUAUGCAGGCGUCUAAACACUUUAAACAAAUGUGCGGUGAUGAAACUGGAAAUCAGUCCUCAUCGGAAAAGAAGCGAGGACUCGGACGAGGAUGAGCCUUGCGCCAUCAGCGGCAAGUGGACCUUCCAGAGGGACAGCAAGCGGUGGUCCCGGCUGGACGAGUUCGACGUCUUCUCCCCAAAGCAGGACCCGGUCCCGGGGUCCCCCGAGGAGGCUCCCCGCCUGCAGGGCGCCCCGAGCCACGAGAGCAUGCUGACGGACCUCAGCGAGCGCCAGGACGCGGCCUCCGUCCGCAGCCUCAGCAGCACCGGCAGCCUCCCCGCCCACGUGGCCCACGGCAGCGGCGGGGACACGGCCACGGCCACGCCCCGGACCGACUCGGUCCUCAGCGUCUGCUCCUCCUCCGCCGGCCACGGGGGCCACGGGGGCCACGGCCCCUUCGCGGGCCACCACGACGACGACUCCUUCUGCAGCCUGCCCUCCCCCAAGGAGCUGUCCAGCUUCAGCUUCGGCACGAAGGGCCCCGAGAAGGCGGCCGCCAAGACGUCCAAGGCGCGCAGCCUGCUGAAGCGCAUGGAGAGCCUCAAGCUGCGGGGCUCCCAGCACGGCAAGCACAAGGCGGCGGCGGCGGCGGCGGCGGCGGCGGCCCCCUGCAACAAGCUGGGGCUCCUCAUCAGCGGGCCCGUCCUGCAGGAGGGCCUGGACGAGGACAAGCUGCGGCGGCUCCACUGCGUGGAGAUCGCCGCGCUGCACGGCAACCACAUCCACGUGCCCGCCGCGCGCAAGAGGAGCGUGUCCAACUCCACGCAGACCAGCAGCAGCAGCAGCCAGUCCGAGACCAGCAGCGCCGUGAGCACGCCCAGCCCCGUCACCCGCACCCGCAGCCUCAGCGCCUGCAACAAGCGCGGCGGCAUGUACCUGGAGGGCUUCGACCCCUUCCGCCCGCCCGCCUUCCCCGACGUGGCCGAGCGCAACCUCAGGAACCACCACCGCCGCCGCCGCGGCCGCGGCCCCGAGGAGGACGCCGUGUUCUACAUCCCCGAGGACCACAAGCCCGGCACCUUCCCCAAGGCCCUCUCCCACGGCAGCUUCUCCCCUGCGGGGAAUGACGGCGGCUCCGUGGUCAACUGGAGGACGGGGAGCUUCCACGGGCCGGGCCACGUCAGCCUGCGGAGGGAGCACAGCGGCGGCGGAGGAGGCGGCGGCGGCGGCGACGGCCCCAAGGAGCUGAGGCGGCGCAACUCCUCCAGCUCCGUGAGCAGCCGCCUGAGCAUCUACGACAACGUGCCCGGCUCCAUCCUGUACUCCAGCUCGGGCGACCUGGCCGACCUGGAGCACGAGGACAUCUUCCCCGAGCUGGACGACAUCCUGUACCACGUGAACGGCAUGCAGAGGAUCGUGAACCAGUGGUCGGAGAAGUUCUCGGACGAGGGGGACUCGGACUCGGCCCUGGACUCCGUGUCGCCGUGCCCGUCCUCCCCGAAGCAGAUCCACCUGGACGUGGACCACGACCGCGCCACGCCCAGCGACCUGGACAGCACCGGCAACUCGCUGAACGAGCCCGAGGAGCCCACCGACGUCCCCGAGAGGAGGGACUCCGGGGUGGGCGCCUCCCUGACGAGGUCCAACAGGCACCGGCUGCGGUGGCACAGCUUCCAGAGCUCGCACCGGCCCAGCCUCAACUCGGUGUCGCUGCAGAUCAACUGCCAGUCCGUGGCCCAGAUGAACCUGCUGCAGAAGUACUCGCUCCUGAAGCUCACGGCCCUGCUGGAAAAGUACACGCCCUCCAACAAGCACGGCUUCAGCUGGGCCGUGCCCAAGUUCAUGAAGAGGAUCAAGGUUCCCGACUACAAGGACCGGAACGUGUUCGGCGUCCCCCUGACCGUCAACGUGCAGCGCUCGGGCCAGCCCCUGCCCCAGAGCAUCCAGCAGGCCAUGCGCUACCUCCGAAACCACUGUCUGGACCAGGUUGGGCUCUUCAGGAAGUCGGGCGUCAAGUCCCGGAUCCAGGCCCUGCGCCAGAUGAACGAGAGUGCCGUCGACUAUGUCAGCUACGAGGGGCAGUCCGCUUACGACGUGGCCGACAUGUUGAAGCAGUAUUUCCGAGAUCUCCCGGAGCCGCUCAUGACGAACAAACUCUCGGAAACCUUCCUGCAGAUCUACCAGUAUGUGCCCAAGGACCAGCGCCUGCAGGCCAUCAAGGCGGCCAUCAUGCUGCUGCCAGACGAGAACCGGGAGGUGCUGCAGACGCUGCUGUACUUCCUGAGCGACGUGACGGCCGCGGUGAAGGAGAACCAGAUGACGCCCACCAACCUGGCCGUGUGCCUGGCGCCCUCGCUCUUCCACCUCAACACCCUGAAGCGGGAGAACUCCUCCCCCAGGGUAAUGCAAAGAAAACAGAGCUUGGGCAAACCAGAUCAGAAAGAUUUGAAUGAAAACCUCGCUGCCACUCAAGGGCUGGCCCAUAUGAUUGCUGAGUGCAAGAAGCUUUUCCAGGUUCCCGAGGAAAUGAGCCGAUGCCGCAACUCCUACACCGAGCAAGAGCUGAAGCCCCUCACUCUCGAAGCGUUGGGACGCCUCUGCACCGACGAGUCCGCCGACUACCAGCACUUCCUGCAGGACUGCGUGGACAGCCUGUUCAAGGAGGUCAAAGACAAGUUCAAAGGCUGGGUCAGCUGCUCCACGUCCGAGCAGGCCGAGCUGUCCUAUAAGAAGGUGAGCGAAGGGCCCCCUCUGAGGCUUUGGCGGUCGACCAUCGAAGUCCCCGCGACGCCCGAGGAGGUCUUGAAGCGCCUUCUGAAAGAGCAGCACCUCUGGGACGUAGACCUGUUAGACUCCAAAGUGAUCGAGAUCCUGGACAGCCAGACUGAGGUUUACCAGUAUGUCCAGAACAGCAUGGCGCCCCAUCCUGCUCGGGACUACGUCGUUCUGAGGACAUGGAGGACUAACUUGCCCAAGGGGGCAUGUGCCCUUUUAUUCACGUCCGUGGAUCAUGACCGGGCACCCGUGGUGGGGGUGAGGGUCAACGUGCUCCUGUCCCGGUAUCUGAUCGAACCCUGCGGGUCAGGGAAAUCCAAACUCACCUACAUGUGCAGGGCUGACUUAAGGGGCCACAUGCCAGAGUGGUACACGAAAUCUUUCGGACAUUUGUGCGCAGCCGAGGUCGUCAAGAUCCGAGACUCGUUCUGCCACCAGCACGCCGAAAGCAAGGACACCAAGUCCAGGUGA